Molecule: messenger RNA, 5622 nt
Organism: Equus quagga
Lineage: Eukaryota; Metazoa; Chordata; Mammalia; Perissodactyla; Equidae
Gene: IL15
Product: interleukin 15
Exons: 7
Coding region: 2472-3014 (180 amino acids)
Biological process (GO): positive regulation of cytokine production; immune response; positive regulation of T cell proliferation
Cellular component (GO): extracellular region
Molecular function (GO): cytokine receptor binding; cytokine activity
Source: RefSeq, a predicted model, not a curated record
UUAUUAUUUUUAUGUAGUCAGACUGUACUUUAAAGCUCAGCUCUAUGAAGAAAAUUCCCUUGAGUUUCAUAGUGUUGUGAAAACCUCUCCCAGUAGCUCAGAACACUCUGUGGUGGCCACAUGUUAAAAGGGUGCUGUCAGACAUUGAGGCCUGCCAGUUCUGGGGACAAGUGGAGCCCACAAGGCUGGGGAGCCUCAGCUAAGAACAACUUCCUCUAGUGCUCCUGGGGAGCCCCAGUGCACCAGGGAUGUGAUAAUGUGUCCUCUGGCAGAAGCCAUAUCUGGCUCUUCUAGUUGGUGCUGAGUGUGGCCAGUGAGGUGCCUUACUCUCUGGCCAGCUACUUCAGCCCAGUGCUGCAGGGCACACAGCACUGACAAGGAGGCUGAAGAAGGCAUGGGAGGAGUUCACUUUGCAGGAGUCCAAGAAGCUCUGCAGCAGUCUAAAGUUGGGGCUGGAGUCACAGAUCCACUUCUCCCUUCCUAAUCUCUAUAUUCACAUAUGCAUACGCUUUAUCCCUUUUGUGGUUGCUAUCUCUUUUGCAACAGAAUCCAAUCCAGCUGCUGGCUUGCUUUCACAACGCAUGUUCAUUCUGUAAACCAAAGCUUCAGCAUAUCGCUAUGACUAAGUCUGACCGUAUUUGAAACCAUUGGCAUUAUCAUGAGAAAAUUCAACACGACAUUGUCUUGGACAGAAAAAAUGAUUGCUUCAUUUCUUUAAAUAUAAUUUCCUGUGAUGGUUACAUUUUGAAUGGUUGUAAAAAAGUGUUUUUACACUUUGAUAGCUCACUUAUUUUGUUUUGUCCAUAGUGACUAUCUAGAGCUCAACUUUUUCAUAAAAAUAGGAAGAUUUUAAGAGGAACUUUAUGCACAUUUAAUAUUUAAAUCACUUCUAAUAUCUUUCUAUUUUAUUUUUAACAUAUAUGCUCUGAAAAGAAAACACAGUUAAAUGUUUUACCAAGCUUAAGGGAGUCUUAUCAUUUUUCUGUGACAUAAUUGAAAAUGAAACAUCUUUCAUUAGGGAUUUGCAGCGAUUCCCGUGUGUGCCAGGUUCUCCACAGAGCUUCCAAAACUGAGCACGAGGCCUUUUCUGACUGUGUGGCAUGGAGAUCACUCAGCCUCAAAGAACUCAGUCCCUUCUUUCAACUGUAAAAUACUACAAUAACGUUUCACACGGUCCCAUUUAAUGUUUACACUCGACUACGCCCUAGACUGGAAAAGAGAUCCGCAGACGCGUUUAUUCCUUCAAGUUCACCCUCCGUGCCAAUUGCCUGGGACAAAGCAGUCGCCCAGGUGUCUUCCUCCAAUGUUUUUUCUAGUAAGACUUCAAGGCCUUCCUUCUUCUAGCCUGCGCGGCGAGCCAAGGGGCUGGUCUGAAGUAGCCUCCCAUCCCGAUUCAACACAUUUUUCCCUUUCCCCUGGGCGACUUGGACACGCACCGCGCCUCGGUUCCCAGGCUUCGCUGGGGAAGCCGGCGUGUCAAGCUGGGAGCCGUGAUCGCGGGGGGUGGACUCCGGGCCAUCUCCUCGCGCCUCCUCUGCAGGAGGACCACCCUCCUGCUCCUGGGCCACCCCCCGCUCGCCCUCCAGGUUCUGCGCCCCUGGGCGUCCCGACUGUGGCGGACACCUGCCGGGCGUCCCAGCCAAGGAGCAGGGAGCUGCGUGCGACACCUGGGGCAGUCGUCAGGAGCCGCUGCCAGCCCGCCCCUCCCCCAGCCUCCGCUGGGGGUGUUUAUCUUCGCCUCUGUUGCUCUUUCUCUUUCACUUUUCUUUUCGCUAGGGGUUGGGACUCCCCGGGUUCAGGGCGCCCGGGGGAACCCCAGCUGACUCGCUCGCUGCCGCCUAUAGAAAAGCCGAGGCCCGGCAAAGGAGCCCGGCUGCGCUGCCUGCCGCCCCCGAUUCUGCAGCCCGGAGUCCAUGGAGGUACAGAGCUCGGCUUCUCCGCUUUGAGAGGGGAGGUGGUGGUGGUUGAAAGGGCGAUGGAAUUUUCCCCCAAAGACUUCGUAUCGGGCGCCUCCCAGCUCCGGCCGGAUCCACCCCUUUCCCCCGACCAGCUGCCGGUCCGGCCGCCCUGCCCUCUUAUGGGAAACACUUGCCAGCGACUUCAGUUUUCGGUUGCGCUAGCUGCAGAGGAUUUUUCCCUUCCGACCCUUUAUUCCUCUCGUGGGCUCUCCUCGCUAUCCUCUGCUUCCAGAGGAGCACAGAUUGCUCGUCCACCUGCCGGUCCCGCGCGGCUCCCCCGUGCGCUCCGCUCUUUUGCUGUCGCUGGUUGCGGGCGAGCGGGCAGGGGCGGGGGCAGGCGGAGAGCGAGGAACCUGCGCAUGGCUGCCCCCGCCGAGCUGCCGUUUCGGAAAAGACUCUGUCUGGCAGCAUAGAGCGCUGAGUUCUGCACCUGAUCGAGCUCAGAAAGGUCAAGAAGAAUCCAUUCUCACAUAUGGCCAUCUGGCUCUUUGAAGCAAUGUCCCAUCAUGUGCCAUGCUGAUGAUGUCACAGGAAGCAAAGAAGUCAGUGUUAGCAUAUAGCCAGCCUACAGGAGGUCGUAAACCCUAUCUGAGAAGUACUUCCAUCCACUGCUACUUGUGUUUACUUCUGAACAGUCAUUUUUUAACUGAGGCUGGCAUUCAUGUCUUCAUUUUGGGCUGUAUCAGUGCAGGUCUUCCUAAAACAGAGGCAAACUGGCAGGAUGUAAUAAGUGAUUUGAAAAGAAUUGAAGAUCUUAUUCAAUCUAUACAUAUUGAUGCCACUUUAUAUACUGAAAGCGAUGCUCAUCCCAAUUGCAAAGUAACAGCGAUGAAGUGCUUUCUCCUGGAGUUACAUGUUAUUUUGCAUGAGUCCAGAAACGAGGACAUUAAGGAAACAGUAGGAAACCUUAUCAUCCUAGCAAACAGCAGUUUAUCUUCUAAUGGGAAUGUUACAGAAUCUGGAUGCAAAGAAUGUGAGGAACUGGAGGAAAAAAAUAUUAAAGAAUUUUUGCAGAGUUUUGUACAUAUCGUGCAAAUGUUCAUCAACCUUCCUUGAUCACAAUCGAUCCUCUUCAGCAAUUCUGUUAUUAAUAAACAUCUUCCCACUGCUUAGAGGCAAUGAAACGCUGUGCAUUUCAAAUGUGCUGCCAAAACAAGUUUUUUUAGCAAGAUGAUCAGGAUCUUGGAUCAGAUGAACUCUUAGAAAUGAAGAGUCAAAACUGUCACCGAGUAACGUGGUGUCUACGAACUGUCCUCAGACUGAUUUUACUCAUUUAUUUUUAAUUUAUUAUUGAAAUUGUACAUAUUUCUAACAUAAUAUAAAAUGUUGAAUAAAAUUGUGUACAUAUUUUGUCCUUUGAAAUCGCACUGAUAUUUUAUCUCUUGAAAGAAAAUAGACAACAUUUGUUCAAGGGUGAGAGUCAAAUGUCUUAAUGACUGGUGGGGCUGGGUACCACUGCUGCAGGUGAACAGAUGCUCCAGCCAGCGUGGAACCCCUGACUACCAGGCCGCAUUUCCUUCACCAUUAGGUGUAGACUCAUGGGAAAAACUAACUACCGAGGAAAAAGGAGGACUACGUAUGACCCUGCGCUUUACUCUGUCAUUUAGUUAUUGAUAUAUAAAGCACGUGUUAUGAAAGAAGGAAAUUGCAAGUACCUAGUGUGUAAUGUGCCUCAGUAAGUCUUUGGUGGCGGCAACAGUAAACCUGCACUGAGAGGUAGAAUUGUGUACAGAAAACUAAUGGUUGCAAUGAGUUUAUAUUUCAUGCUUUCUCAAAUACAGGUAUUUUAUUUUUCACAUUCUUUUUUACUAUAUUUGUAGAAUUAAAAAAAAACUGCCGAUUUGCUAGAGCCAACAUUAUCUGAGAGAAAAUAAUUGUUUAUAUAUAUUUUACAAUAUGCUGUCCAAAAUUUGCAAUCUUUCUUCUAAUGGAACUAUGACUAAACUGAACUAUUCUUGUCUCGUUACAAAUUUAUUUCAUCCACUUCACUUCUGACAGUCUCCACUGAGGGACCAUAGGGCAGGAAUUGAUCUCCUGAGAAUUAGAUUUCUCUCCAUUGCACAGUACAAACUGGUCCUCUGUUGAAACAUUCUUUGAUCACCCCAUCCGUGCUCAUAUAUCUCAUUGCUCUAGUCAAUAUACGAUUAAAACUUUCUUUCAAGAUAGUUUUGGAGAAAUCUGUAUCCUAUUUGACUUUCAAAGAGUCAUGCAUUGCCUCUCAUUUUGUUCCCUAAUCUCCGUCCAAACAAACAGUAUUAGGCAGCCACAGUUUAAAGUUUAGGGUUUGGGAUUGGGGCAGAUUUUGUUUUUUUUUUAUUUCAUCUGAGAUGGGAGUUUUUUCCAAUCCAGCUUCUAUUUUUAUAUUUAUUUUUUUCUUAGCUUUUCUAUUAAUGGAGAAUAGGAAAAAUGCACCGUUUUUCACUGUGAGUUUCCAAUCCAAUCCUUAGACAAAAGUUGGCCCCUCUUCCAAUGGUGGUUGGGAUGGGGGAAGGAAAAUCAUGAUGGCAGUCACAUUACCAGUAAUAUUUUAUAGUGACCAAUAAUCCAUCCUGGUUAUAUAAGCACACAAGUGGGCUUAAAAUUUGGCAUUUUCCAGUGCUCAAAAUCAGAAUUCCUCCCACGCUAGUUACUUAAUAUGGAUCGCUUCAAUAGAUCUUAAGAAACUCAAGGCAUAGAUCUACAACUCCUUAAAACACUCUUAGCUAACUUACAAAGCAAUCACGUAAAACAAUAUAAAUUUUAUUUUUCAUGCUUAUAUACUUAACAAAACUAAUCUUUCUUUUGAGUUUCAAAAUCUGCCCUUCCUGAACUGUCUUCCUUAAUUAGCCAGCCCAAUGUCAUUUGCCUAGACUAAGAUACCGGUUUUAUGUCUCACUUACUGCCCUAAAUGCUGGAAGUAUUGACAUACCUCACAUAUAAUAAAGAAAGCACAAAUCCAUAGAUUUAGAACCUCCAAGAGUAAAGGCGAGCCUAGUAAAAAUCAGGUUUACCAUCCAAAGUCAUGUUGAUGGAUUAUAUUCUUAUCUUUCUUAAUUUCAGAUAAAGAAAAAGAUAUAUGAAAGAAUAUUAUUUCUAACUUCUCCCUGGCAGUAAACAAAAGGAGCUAGAAGGCAGAGGACGUGGAAAUGCAAACAGAACCAAUACAUAAUUUGUGAGCCCAGAGAUUUUUAAAACCCAGUCACAAGUCUGGUUUUAUAUACUCUCAUUCUUUAUCUUAGAACCGAGAAUCGAUGGAAUUAUUUUGUUUUGCUGCUGUUGUUGUGAGAGGAGCUUAUGUGUUUCAAUGUGUUACUGUUUAUGGCUGUCAAAUUCAAGGGCUCAUAAGGUCAAAUCGACACAUACAAUAUGAAAAUCAAGUAAUGUGAUUGAUUCCUCUCUUACCCCCACACAGAAAUACUACAGCAUGCAUUUUUGUUCUUUCAUCUGUGCUUUAUCAGGCUUAGUGUAAGCUUCUUGCAUUCACAUGAGAGUCACGGUUAACUCAUGCAUGUCAUGUAUAAAUAUUUUGCCCAAAGGAAAUCCCAUUUCCAUAGAGAUUUGAUUCAGUGCUUCUGAGUGUGUCUGAUGACUGAAUUUUGUCUUUGCUAGGGAAUUUAUUAUUCAAGGUAAACUUUAGCUUCAUUGAAAAGUCCCCUAAUUGUAUAAUCUAUCUGUUGCAACAUAG